GUUUUCAAGGAAUAUUUGUUGAAAGCUUAGCAUAUCGGGUUUUCACACCUUUCAAAAUUUUUGGAAUAAAUCCAACGGUUCCUAUUUUGAUGUACGGAGUGUUGUAAUUAUUAUGCCGGAAUACGGUUUCCGGAAUAAAGCUAUUGUACAGCGUUUGUAAACACGGAUGAGUUGUCGUCUGCACAGACGAGCGGGAAAACAAAAUUGUGCUUUCCGAAGGUCACAUGGACAAAUUUAGGGCACCUGGCGAUAUUUCAAAAUUUAAUUAAUUCUGGAAGGCUAAAGACAAGAAAAACAAGUGGAUAAAGCUGUUAAAGAAAAUGGCAAGAGGUGGCCCAAAUUUGGAGGCCAUGAAGAAUCUGGAUUUGAACCAGUUUCUGGACAAAGAUAUUGAUCUUACUCAGUUCUUCAGUCAACAAGAGCUGGAUGAUAUGGGCAUUCAUCAGCAAACAAGACUGAAAAACAUUGCACAGAAUUAUGAGAUUAUGCUCUAUAUGGGUUUGCCUGCAAUUAAACCCGACUUCAUGAAAGGUUGUUCUAAUAGAGCUAAAGGACCGAAAAUAAGGAACCAGGCCAGUCAUACCACUCUACCUUCUAAGAAUAAAAUUCAAUGUUCUGAUUCAGACAGUGAUGAAACUUGGACUCCAGAUUUAGAAAGAAAGAAAAGAGCUAGAGGUAUUUUGUGAUUGCUCAAUUUAUUUAAGCAAGAAAGAAAGAA
Messenger RNA from Ruditapes philippinarum (Manila clam), 718 nucleotides. Its product is annotated as histone-lysine N-methyltransferase PRDM9-like. The transcript has 4 exons. Lineage: Eukaryota; Metazoa; Mollusca; Bivalvia; Venerida; Veneridae. The record is from RefSeq and is a predicted model, not a curated record. Bases 321 to 686 code for a protein of 121 amino acids.